AAUUAGGCCGAGGUCGAGUCACAGUGUUUAUCGUUCAGUGGUUUCAACGAUCAUGGCGGAGAGGAGAGCUUCCAUACACUUACUUACCCGUUGUUUCAGCCUUGCAAUCUUCUUUCUGUUCUUUUUUAACUCAGUGAAGAGCACGGAAUUCUCAAAACAGAUGGUCUCCGAAUGGGCCAAUGUUGUUGGUAUCCAGACGUAUCACUUCACAAAGAAUGUUACCUAUGGUUUAGAUCUCCAAAACCGCUAUGAAACACUCAACGUGAGCACCAUUCAAGUCGAAUGGCGUCCGCUGCUCACCUGGAGCAAGACUAACAUGGAGGAGUAUUUUCACAAGAAAAUAGACGCAUUAAAGACUAUUGUAGAAAAAGCAGAAGACGCCUACUGCAAACAUAAAUAUAACAGAGAUCUUUUGUCAGUGGAAGUAGAUUAUCCAAAUUCCAAGAAGCUUCAGCCAUAUUUGAAUGACUCAGGCGUUUCGCUGGAACAGAGUCAGUUAUUCAAGAAAGAAGUCACAUAUAACAGAAGUGUUAUUCACAUACCUACAGACGUUUAUGAUGGAUCUGUAGAGAUUCUGAAUGGUCUAAAGUGGAGUGAAGCUUUGAAUGAAGCAUUUACAGAGAACCAGAAAAAUGAUCCUACUCUUGCUUGGCAAUACUUUGGCCAUGAUAAUGGAUUUAUGCGUGUGUAUCCAGGUAGUGCCUGGAACCAGCCGAAUGGCCAGGUGGAUUUGUAUGAUGCACGUAAAAGGAUCUGGUACAUCCAAGGUGCCACCUCUCCAAAAGAUGUGAUAAUUAUGGUUGAUGCUAGCGGCAGUAUGAGGGGUGUGCCUAUGAGGAUUGCUAAGCUAUCUGCAAUGGCUCUUAUUGACACCUUUGAAGAUAAUGACUUCUUCAACGUCAUUUCUUUUAACAUUACCAGAAGGGUACUCCUUUGCAACAAGACUGGGAAACUUGUCCAAGCAACCAAGAAAAACAAGGAGAUGGCUAAGUUGCUUGUGGAAGGCAUCCUUGAUGGUAACAUGGCGAUAUGGAGAGAAGGUGUUAAGGAGGCCUUUAGACUUCUGAAGGAGGCAAGAAAGAACCGUCAAGGUAGUGACUGCCAGCAGGCACUAAUGAUUUUCAGUGAUGGUACAACCAACACUCUUGAGGACCUAUACAAUGAGCUUAAUCCUGAUAAGAGGGUGCGAGUUUUUACAUUUCCCGUUGGACCUCCGGCAGAAAGCACAACAGCCAUGUUAAAAAUGGCUCGACAAAACAGAGGAUUCUUCUCACGCAUACAAAGCAUUGGUGCUGUCAGGGUAGUGAGUGAGUCCUAUAUCCGUGUGCUAAGUCGACCUAUGGCCAUGGCGCCCAAGAAGAACACAUCAGAAUCAGUCAUCUGGACCAGUGUCUAUCUUGAUGCGAUUGGCCUAGGAAUGGUUGUCACUGGGACGCUACCAGUUUUCUAUCGACCAACUGUCAACAAGAACUGCUCGACUGCGCUGAAACAAUCUACCGAUCACCUGAUAGGUGUUGUGGGUACAGAUGUACCACUUGACAAGCUGAAUGAGUUUUUCCUUCGACCUUUGGUUGGCCCCAAUGCUUACAUGUUUGGUAUCAACAAUAAUGGCCUUGUAGCUUUCCAUCCAAGGCUUAAGACUGUGUAUGGUUAUCUUGCCAAUGCUCCUGGUGUUGACCUGAUGGAUGUGGAGAUACCACUGACUUCGUCCAACCUUAAGCAGCUUCGUGAUGCUAUGAUCAACCAGACAUUCACAAAUACCAACAAAGGGCCAUCCCAAGCUACGCUAGAAGUGUACGACGUGUCAACAGAUGAGCUGCGAGUCUCCAAGCGUACUUUUAAUAUCUAUCACGAGAGUCUGCACAAGACCCCUUUUAGCUUUGCUAUAGCUACAUCAGACUUUGGGUUCAAGUACAGUCACCACAACGUAUCAGGGCUUAUGAGCAAAAUAGAGGAACUCCUCAAGGCAUCUGAUAUAAACCUUGAGAAGUGGCCAUACUGUCCUGGUACAGUGAAGUCAGAUGAUCCUGUGCAAGUUUUAAAGGCUAUGAAUUCUUCCAAGAUGUCAAGCACAUGUAAUUCUGACAUGCUGACUGGGCUUGCAGUUGACCUGGAUGCUACUUCCGGUAUGAACGCACUAUGGGCAGCGAAUCAAGCUAAAUACAACAGUGACAAUAUCAAGAACAUCUUUGUCAGGACCAACUACGGUGUAAUGAGGACAUAUUCCCCAAGUGGAGCCACGCCCUAUGUUCCAAACACGGUGGAGUAUGGUAGGGCAGUGGCAGAGAAUGUGAGGGACCAGAUUAUUUCAUACUACUCGCCUUACUACUCAGGUAAGAAGAACAGGAACUCCACCACUGUCAGGGCGUACGAGAAACUGGUCUACUCUAGCAAGCCGGUGGCAGUUGCUGGCUAUGACAUGGACUCUGACUCAUUUGCCGAUAUGGCAUUUGAGGGAACUAAAACGUGUGCAUCUGGGAACUGUGCUGAUGUGAAUUGUGAUAGACAGGGCAAGAGUACGCACGAGGGGCUGUACUGCUAUCUACUGGAUGAGAAUGCCUUCAUUGUCGCCUCGAAUGAUAAAAAGUCCAGUGGUAUGUUUUUUGGAAAAGUAGACAACGCUGUAAUGGAACUGCUGGUUGAUCACUAUGGCAAUGAGACAACAGCUGUUUUUAAGAAGGUCGUGUUCAGGGAUUACCAGGCUGUCACAGAAACAAAGAAAGGGACUGGCAGCAGUGGCUCGUCUUUACUGAGCCCCCUCUUCGAGUUGUCCUCUCUUGUCGACUGGUGGAGGUCAAAAGCGGUCAUGUUCUUUAUGUACUUCAACGUGUACAACUGGUUGUACUCUGAGACAAAGCCCUUUGCAGAUGCCAAUGAAGAUGUUCCUAAGAAUCUUAGCUGUGUUAAGGACCUUACUACAUACUACACAGAGAAGACGACCGUCUUAGCUAACGGCACAUCACAGUGCAAGUCGUCAAGUUGCUCAAGGAGUUAUAUUGUGGCAAGUGUACCUUACAGUAAUCUCCACCUAGUUGUGGUAGACGCUAAGUGUGGACAGUGUCAGGACAAGUAUGUCUCUCUCGGCAUACCUGGCGAGGCCCCUGCAUUAGACAUUACAAAUGACGAGUCUCCUUGUCAAUCACCUCUAUAUCGCAAGAGGCCUGGAAGAUGCUUCGAGACCACCAACCCUGAAAGCGGUUAUCUAGCUGGUCGAGGGAGUCUACACUCACCGUCUAUUUAUCUCUUUGGUUGUAUCUUCUUGAUGGCUAUUCUACUGAUGCGAGACUCGACUUGAUGCUGUUAAACCGCGGGGGAGUUUUGAAAGUCUGCCUCUUUUGAAAGGCCUAAAGCUUCUAAACAAGUAUGGAAGGCUUUUAGUGAUUUUUCCGCUCAAAAGUGGAUAUUGGUGGAACUUUAUUCAUUCAAAGAUUUAUAUUAUGCAACUCUAGUUGCGCUUUAAUUUAUAUCACAGACAUUUGCAACGGAGAGUUUCAGGUCGUGUGACACAUUUUAGUCAGUCAAACCAUUUAUGACCCGUUUAUUCCUGAGACCUGACAUCACCUGAAUGUUGGUAGCAUUUCAACUAUUUGCCCGGAUAUUAUAGUUGUUAUAGUAUUCUAUACAGGGCAUUAUAUAAAUUAGCAAAUGUUUCAUUCUUAUGUAGCGCAAUUGGUAUAUUAUUGCACAUUUGAUAAUCAUGCUUCAUAUUUAAAAUCUUUAUUUAGUUGUAAAUAUUCUAAUUAUUUUCUUAAACAAUGAGUCUAUAGUUUGAGCUAUGGACUUUUUUUAUUUAUUCUGGAAUUUAGUCCUCCUUUUCUGCGAUUUUUACAGUGCCGAACCUUGUAUCAACAAACAAGCGCCUAAGGCCCUAGGGAACCAGUAGGCGAUUUACUACAGUACCAGAAGCUGGUAAAAUGUCCACUUUUAAUCGCACAGACGCAUCGCAACAUUUUUCUUAACAACUAAAUAUUUGUUAUUCCUGAUCAAGAACUGCGUCGAAACAAUUCUUUCACCAUAUCCACGGUCAGGUCCCACAAACAAGGGUAACCUCUUUGAUAACAUUAAAAAUUCCUUUGGUAGUAGCGAUAAAAAUGUACUUUUUGUCGGUCAUCAAUUCUAUUGUUAUUUUUGAGCGCAUUAAGUUUGCUGAGAGCUUUGUCAAAUUUAGGUCUAGUUUAUUUAAUGCUUAAUAAACCAGUAUUGCCUUAAAGAUAUAUACAUCCAACAUUUAGUCGAUUCUAUUAUGUUUCAAUUUCGUCCUUUAUCUUGUAAGGACAGAAGAAAAUUGGAUUAAAACGUAUCCCGAGGGGGAAAAUGUACCAAUAGGCUUUUGUUGCACGCUUUUUGGCAUGCUUCAUGCGAGUAAAUUAAGUAUUUCGAUGUUGUAAAAUGAGUCAAUAUGUGACUUGGGAAUAUAUUAGUUUUACUCCAAAGCCCGGGUCCGGCCAUGAAUGAUGUAGAACCAAGAUGGCUGGCAAAAGAACCAUUUUUAUCCGUGGGUAAGCGCUUACCUCCUUUCGAGGAGCCGGGCCCUGAAAUCCACGUGUCAAAUUUAUGAACAAAAGAUUUUUAAUGCUUCGAUCUUUGAUUCCAAAAUUUAUUGGAGAUGAAAUCCUUGGUUUUGUUAAUCUUGGUUUUAACUUGAGUUUAUUUUUAAUGUUAUUUCUAUCCAGAAGAGUUGUGUCCUUGUGUCGAGUUUCUUUUAGUUCUUUUAACUGAUUGUUACUUAGGCUGCAGCUUAUAUUUGUAAAGGAUUUUUUAAGGCUGCGUCUUUAUUAAUGUUAAGAAAUAUCUAAAAUAUAUAGAAUUUUGUAAUAAAAGACUUGAACCGA
Nematostella vectensis (starlet sea anemone) is the source of this 4832-nucleotide messenger RNA. Its product is annotated as voltage-dependent calcium channel subunit alpha-2/delta-3. The record is from RefSeq and is a predicted model, not a curated record. The coding region runs from base 53 to 3295 and encodes 1080 amino acids. Gene Ontology annotation, molecular function: voltage-gated calcium channel activity. Gene Ontology annotation, cellular component: voltage-gated calcium channel complex. The transcript has 39 exons. NCBI's taxonomy places the organism in Eukaryota, Metazoa, Cnidaria, Anthozoa, Actiniaria, Edwardsiidae.